AGUCACGGUGGCACAGACGAAUCUGUUGGUGCCAUUCAUACACGCCAAUUGGUCCGGAAUUCCCGGUCGGCGGCCCUUUCAAAUUCGGCUAAAGUGUUGUUCUGUACCGACCUGCAAGUUGGCGCAGUUCAAGAGGCUAAGACUUCGCUCGCCUUUCCACAGAUACCCUCAAACCAGGAACUUGAGCCUGCAAGCCUCCACUAAACUUAUGGUCAAAAAGUCUUUCCGGUUCUAUUCCGCCGACCAUAUAUGUGUAUACAUUUGUAUAUUUAUUUACUCAAGUGCUUUUACUUGUGUGUGUGUGUGUGUGUGUCAACGUCAGUACCGACCUAUGCAUCCCUUCCUUACAUACUUUCAUAUAAAGUUUAAGGCUUCGCAAUAUUGUUGUUGUCGUCUAAAAGGACCCUGUUGGUUGUGCUAA
Protopolystoma xenopodis is the source of this 421-nucleotide messenger RNA. NCBI's taxonomy places the organism in Eukaryota, Metazoa, Platyhelminthes, Monogenea, Polystomatidea, Polystomatidae. The record is from the annotation of a GenBank genome assembly.